Knipowitschia caucasica is the source of this 3081-nucleotide messenger RNA. The record is from the annotation of a GenBank genome assembly. Lineage: Eukaryota; Metazoa; Chordata; Actinopteri; Gobiiformes; Gobiidae.
AUGUUUAAACUGUAUGACCUGCAGUGGAGGAAGUUAGAGACCGGGAGGACGCAGGUGAAGGAGACCGGGUCCAGGCUGCGGCUGAUCUCUACGUUGUCUCCGGCCAAAAGUCGAACUACAGCUCGGUUCUCCUCCUCAAACACCGUCCACUGGAGGGAGGCGCAGAGGAGCAGGAGGAAGUCAUCUGCAGGAGGCCCAAGGAGGUCACAGGGAGGUACAAGGAGGUCACAGGGAGGCACAAGGAGGUCACAGGGAGGUCACAGGGAGGUACAAGGAGGCACCGGGAGGUACAAGGAGGUCACAGGGAGGUCACAAGGAGACACAGGGAGGUACAAGGAGGUACAAGGAGGUCACAGGGAGGAGGAGGCAGAGGAGGAGCCAGAAGAGGAGCCAGAGGAGGUGCCAGAGGAGGAGCCAGAAGAGGCGCCAGAGAAAGAGCCAGAGGAGGAGCCAGAAAAAGUGCCAGAGGAGCCAAAAGAAGAGCCAGAGGAGGAGCCAGAGAAAGUGCCAGAGGAGGAGCCAAAGGAGGAGCCAAAGGAGGAGCCAAAGGAGGAGCCAGAGGAGAAGCCAGGAGAGGAGCCAGAGGAGGGACCAGAGGAGGGACCAGAGGAGGAGCCAGAGGAGGGACCAGAAGAGGAGCCAGAAGAAGUGAAAGAGGAGGAGCCAAAGGAGGAGCCAGAAGAAGUGCCAGAGGAGGAGACUGAGGUGGUGCUAGAGGAGGCACCAGAGGAGGUGCCAGAGGAUGAACCAGAGGAGGAGCCAGAAGAAGUGAAAGAGAAGGAGCCAAAGGAGGAGCCAGAAGAAAUGCCAGAGGAGGAGCCAGAAAAAGUGCCAGGGGAGCCAAAAGAAGAGCCAGAGGAGGUGACAGAGGAGGAGCCAGAGGACGUGCCAGAGGAGGCGCCAGAGGAGGCGCCAGAGGAGGAGCCAGAGGAGGAGCCAGAGGAUGAGCCAGAAGAAGUGCCAGCGGAGGAGCCAGAAGAAGUGAAAGAGAAGGAGCCAAAGGAGGAGCCAGAGGAGGAGCCAGAAGAAAUGCCAGAGGAGGAGCCAGAGAAAGUGCCAGAGGAGCCAAAAGAAGAGCAGGAGGAGGUGACAGAGGAGGAGCCAGAGGACGUGCCAGAGGAGGCGCCAGAGGAGGAGCCAGAGGAGGAGCCAGAGGAUGAGCCAGAAGAAGUGCCAGAGGAGGUGUCAGAGGAGGAGAUAGAGGAGGAGCCAGAGGAUGAGCCAGAAGAAUUGCCAGAGGAGGAGCCAGAAAAAGUGACAGAGGAGGAGCCAGAGGAGGAGCCAGAGGAGGGACUAGAGGAGGAGCCAGAGGAGACGCCAGAGGAGGAGCCAGAGGAGGAGCCAGAAGUGCCAGAGGAGGAGACAGAGGAGGAGCCAGAGGAGGGACCAGAGGAGGAGCCAGAGGAGGAGCCAGAGGAGGAGCCAGAGGAGGAGCCAGAGGAAGUGCCAGAGGAGGAGACAGAGGAGGAGCCAGAGGAGAGACCAGAGGAGGAGCCAGAGGAGGGACCAGAGGAGGAGCUAGAGGAGGCACCAGAGGAGCCAGAAGAAGUGCCAGAGGAGGCGCCAGAAGAGGAGCCAGAGGAGGGGCCAGAAAAAGUGCCAGAGGAGCCAAAAGAAGAGCCAGAGGAGGAGACAGAGGAGGAGCCAGAGGAGGAGCCAGAAGAAGUGCCAGAGGAGGAGCCAAAGGAGGAUCCAGAGGAGGUGCCAGAGGAGGAGACAGAGGAGGUGCCAGAGGAUGAGCCAGAGAAGGAGCCAGGAGAAGUGAAAGAGGAGGAGCCAAAGGAGGAGCCAGAGGAGGAACCAGAAGAAGUGCCAGAGGAGGUGCCAGAGGAGGAGCCAGAAGAACUGCCAGGGAAGGAGACAAAGGAGGAGCCAGAGGAGGAGCCAGAGGAUGAGCCAGAAGAAGUGCCAGAGGAGGGACCAGAGGAGGAGCCAGAGGAUGAGCCAGAAAAAGUUUCAGAGGAGGAGCCAAAUGAGGAGCCAGAGGAGGAGCCAGAGGAGGGACCAGAGGAGGAGCCAGAGGAGGAGCCAGAAGAAGUGCCAGAGGAGGAGACAAAGGAGGAUCCAAAGGAGGUGCCAGAGAAGGUAACAGAGGAGGAGACAGAGGAGGUGCCAGAGGAUGAGCCAGAGGAGGAGCCAGAAGAAGUGAAAGAGGAGGAGCCAAAUGAGGAGCCAGAGGAGGAGCCAGAAGAAGUGCCAGAGGAGGAGCCAGAAGAAGUGCCAGAGAAGGAGACAAAGGAGGAGCCAGAGGAGGAGCCAGAGGAGGAGACAGAGGAGGUGCCAGAGGAGGAGACAGAGGAGGCGCCAAAGGAGGAGCCAGAGGAGGCGCCAGAAGAAGUGCCAGAGGAGGUCACAGAGGAGGAGCCAGAGGAGGAGCCAGAGGAGGGACCAGAGGAGGAGCUAGAGGAGGGACCAGAGGAGGAGCUAGAGGAUGAGCCAGAGGAGGAGCCAGAAAAAGUGCCAGAGGAGGAGCCAAAGGAGGAGCUAGAGGAGGAGCCAGAGGAGGAGCCAGGGGAAGAGGAGCCAGAGGAGGCGCCAGAAGAAGUGCCAGAGGAGGUCACAGAGGAGGAGCCAGAGGAGGAGCCAGAGGAGGGACCAGAGGAGGAGCUAGAGGAGGGACCAGAGGAGGAGCUAGAGGAUGAGCCAGAGGAGGAGCCAGAAAAAGUGCCAGAGGAGGAGCCAAAGGAGGAGCUAGAGGAGGAGCCAGGGGAGGUGCCAGAGGAGGAGCCAGAGGAGGAGCCAGAGGAGGCGCCAGAAGAAGUGCCAGAGGAGGUCACAGAGGAGGAGCCUGAGGAGGAGCCAGAGGAGGGACCAGAGGAGCUAGAGGAGGGACCAGAGGAGGAGCUAGAGGAUGAGCCAGAGGAGGAGCCAGAAAAAGUGCGAGAGGAGGAGCCAAAGGAGGAGCUAGAGGAGGAUCCAGAGGAGGAGCCAGGGGAGGUGACAGGGGAGGUGCCAGAGGAGGAGCCAGAGGAGGAGCUAGAGGAGGGCCCAGAAGAGGAGCCAGCGGAGGAGACAGAGGAGGAGCCAGAGGAGGAGCCAGAGGAGGAGCCAGAUGAGGUGCGAGAGGAAGUGCCAGAGUAG